UCAAUUAAUAAUGUUAUAUUUUCCCAUGUUUGCAGGGCUAAUCUCAUGUCAGAGUCUCAAAUUAUUAAGUUCAAUAUUGAAGUAGAAACACAUGAAAUUCCAGAUGCUCGCUCAUAUUUGCAGAAACUGAAGGAGAUGCGUGUCAAGAGGGGCCUUAUUGAUGCGCAAGGCAUAGAGGAUUUGCAGAUGGCAGCUUUGGAUAAGGUUGAGAGAGAAAUCAAAAAGCCACUAAUGAGGAAUGACAAAAAGGGAAUAGCUCUUCUUACAGCUGAGUUCGAUAAGAUCAACCAGAAGCUUGGCAUUCGUAAAGAAGAUCUGCCCAAAUACGAAGAACAGUUGGAGCUUAAGGUUGCGAAGGGACAAUUAGAAGAACUGAAAAAGGAUGCUCUUGAAGCAAUGGAAACUCAGAAGAAGAGGGAGGAGUUUAAGGAUGAGGAGAUGCCCAGUGUGAAGUCUCUGGACAUCAGAAACUUCAUUUAAAACAUGAAAUUUGUUUCGAGGCUUAUUUUCCUUUUGCGCCUUGUUGAUCUCCUUGCUACCCUUGAACAUAAAUUUUACUAUCCCUAGAAGUGUAGUUGUAUCAGACAUCCAAGAGGCUGCCUUCUGAAUAAUAAGAGGUCUGACCAAGAAAUUAGCUUUUGUAUGCUUUUGGGGCCUGAGUAUAUCUUUGCUCCUCAUUUGUAACUGAUCUUGGUCAGUUGUUUUUUGCACUCUGUACUCGAUUUUAAUGAAAGAGAACUAAGAUGCGUGAUUGUAUUAAAUUUUCAAUUUCGAUGCUUU
Messenger RNA from Lycium ferocissimum, 780 nucleotides. RefSeq names its product probable ATP synthase 24 kDa subunit, mitochondrial. The record is from RefSeq and is a predicted model, not a curated record. Lineage: Eukaryota; Viridiplantae; Streptophyta; Magnoliopsida; Solanales; Solanaceae. The annotation marks the transcript as partial. Gene Ontology annotation, biological process: pollen development. The transcript is spliced from 4 exons.